Messenger RNA from Staurois parvus, 296 nucleotides. The record is from the annotation of a GenBank genome assembly. NCBI's taxonomy places the organism in Eukaryota, Metazoa, Chordata, Amphibia, Anura, Ranidae.
ACACACUUUAUUUGAAGUGCACAAAAAUUACACUUCAGUCCAGGGGCGGACUGACCGUUUGGAAACUCGGGCACUGCCCGAGGGCCCGGGGUCAGUAGGGGGCCCCAUGAGAUCUUCCUGUUACCUUUUUCAUAGGCUUUUUUGAGUUUGGGCAAGGACACAGGAGCCCCAUGAUCCCCUAUUGCCCGGGGUCCCCAGGAGUUGUCAGUCCGCCCCUGCUUCAGUCAUGUCACUGUACUCAUCAGUGCUGCCUAUCAGUGCCUCCUAUUAGUGCCCAUCAGUGCUGCCUAUCAGUG